AUGUUUGCUUGUGCUUACAUUGGGGAUGAAACCACUGAAUCUUUAGUUUGGGUGUUUGAAACUUUUCUAAAGGCUAUGGGAGGAAAGCACCCUGUGUCAAUUUUCACUGAUCAAGAUGCAGCUAUUGCUGCUGUUUUUCCUUCUUCAAGACACAGGUUAUGCUUGUGGCACUUGAGUAAAAAUGCAAAUAGUAGAUUUGGUUUAUUGAAGUCUGAUAAAAACUUCAAAAACGCAUUCUACAAGUGUUUAAGUGGGCGUAUAAAACCAAAUGAUUUUGAAGAAACUUGGAAAUCUAUGAUCAACACUUUUAAGCUGGAAAAGGAUGACUGGUUCAACAGAUUUAUACUUUCUUCACAAAGAAGUGAAAGUACAAACCAUGCUGUUGGAUUUAAAGCAAAUAAAAGUACAACAUUAACAAAGUUCUAUAGUAUUUUUCAAGCUACAAUAAAUCGAUGGAGAAAAACAGAAGAAAAAAACGAUUUUGAUUGUACAAGAGGAAUACCUACUUCAGAGCUAAGUAUGAGUGCUAUAUUAAAACAGGCAGCGAAUGUAUACACUAUAACACUUUUCCGUGAUUUUGAAGAAGAGUUCAAGCUUUCUGUGGCAAGUAGUGCAAAGUUCAAAGGAAGUGUUCAGAGAACAGUGUUUUUUGAGGUCUGGACAGAAGGAAUAACAGAUCGUUACAUAACAACAAGAUGGACUAGAUAUGCGAAGAAACAGAUAUGGGAAAGGGUUGAUACAAUAAAAAAGGAGAAAGGUGAAAUCAACAAUUUUACUGGUUGGAGAUUACAUAUGAUCAGAAGAUGCUAUAACUUAAUUUUGAAAGGGCAUAAGAUAGAAAAGGCCAGAAAAUUUAUCGAGGAGAGGUUUAAAACUGAUAAUACAGCAGUUGAUGAAAUCAUAAAAAAGGAAGAAGAAAGGAAGGCAAAAGAAGAAGCUGCAAAGAUAGCAGAACAAGAAAAGGCAAAAGCUGAAGCACAACGAGAAACACAAGACGGGGAAUCAACUAAUUCUGAAAUAACAAUUGUGCUUGAUCUUGAUCGCGCUAAUACUAAAGGAAAGUGUAAGAAGAGAAUAAAGGUUCAAUAUGACAAUUACAAGCAGCCAUCAAAGAAAGGAAAAAAGAAACACAAAGAAUUUGGAUCCAAGACACCGAAUAUUCAAUUAUUUACACCUAAAGAACAACUAUUUUAG
Molecule: messenger RNA, 1194 nt
Organism: Spinacia oleracea (spinach)
Lineage: Eukaryota; Viridiplantae; Streptophyta; Magnoliopsida; Caryophyllales; Amaranthaceae
Product: protein FAR-RED IMPAIRED RESPONSE 1-like
Exons: 5
Coding region: 1-1194 (397 amino acids)
Source: RefSeq, a predicted model, not a curated record